UUGUUAUUAUUUUGUCUAUUCUUGUUGAGUAUUUAUUAGCAAUUUUAAACAUUACAUGUUACAAAAUUUUAAAUUAUUGAAAUGAAAUUUGAAAAUCCUGUACUACAUUUGAUAUGAGUAAUCAAUUAAACCAAUCUAUAUAUUUGAACUUGUCAAGAGAUCCAGAAUCUGAAGGAUUUGACUUGCAAGCGGGUCAGUCAUGGAUUUAUCCCACAAAUUACCCUGUUCGAGAUUAUCAAUACAAUAUUAUACAAAAGGCAUUACUUAAAAAUACCCUGGUGAGCUUGCCUACAGGUUUGGGAAAAACUUUCAUAGCUGCUGUUGUUAUGUAUAAUUAUUUUCGUUGGUACCCUCAAGGAAAGGUAGUUUUUAUGGCACCCACAAGACCUUUAGUCAAACAGCAAGUUGACGCAUGUUAUGAUAUCAUGGCCAUACCUAAGGAAGUUACUGCUGAACUCACAGGUUCACAGGUUUCUAAUAGUAGAAAAGAUAUUUGGGAUGAAAAAAGGGUAUUCUUCAUCACUCCACAGAUCCUUCAGAACGACUUGGAUAAAUUUCAAGAUCUAGGAACAAAAAUCAAGUGUGUAGUCUUUGAUGAAGCACACAGAGCUAAAGGAAAUCACGCGUAUUGCGAGGUUAUACGGAAGCUUGUUGCGACCAACAAGUAUUUCCGAGUUUUGGCUUUAAGUGCCACUCCUGGUGGAACAAUAAACGAUGUGUUGGAGGUUGUGCGAAAUUUAUUGAUUUCCCAUUUAGAGUUCCGGAUUGAAGAAAGUCUGGAUGUUAGUCCUUAUGUCUUCCAAAGAAACCUUACCACUGUUGUAGUUCCUCUUGGUGAGAAAUUGCAAGAAGUGAAAGAUAAAUAUUUAAAAGUAUUGGAUUAUUACACGAGGAGUCUGGUAAAGUACAAAGUCAUUCCAGGAAAUUAUUUAAACUUAACUAAAGGAAAAAUCUUCAUGACGAUGAGGGAAUUUCAGGCAAAAUCCAAAAGUUCAAGUUCGAAUUAUUCGGAAAUAACGAAAUGUCUGACAGUUUGUAUCACUUUGUAUCACGCACUCGAACUCCUGGUGAGGCAUGGUCUCAGAAGUUUCUUGAAUUUUUUCGAAGAACACAUUGAUAAGCCGAUAUUGACAGAUAAAAAGGGAGUUUAUGAAAUAAUGCAGGAUUUGAGGGAAUAUUUAGGUCCGCCUCUGUCUCUUGAAUUGAUGCCCGACGGAAGUUACCCGGAACUACCCAAAGACGUGAAGUUUGGCCAUCCAAAGUUUUACAAACUACGUGACAUUUUACUGGAACACUUCAAAGAAACAGAUGGUACUAGUAGGGUGAUAGUUUUUUUCGAAUACAGAGAUUCUACGAAAGAAGCAUAUGCUCUUCUCCUCCAGUCCAGACCUAUUUUGAAACCAAGAAUUUUUCUCGGCCAUAGCAAAGGUGUCACUCAACGUCAGCAAAUAAAUGUAGUAAAAUCUUUCAGAGAGGGUACCUGUAACAUUUUGCUGUCAACAAGUAUUGGAGAAGAAGGGCUCGAUGUUGGAGAAGUCGAUUUGAUUAUAUGCUUUGACAUUUCCAACAAAUCUCCCAUUCGUAUGGUACAGAGGAUGGGACGAACUGGCAGGAAAAAGAAGGGUAAGAUUGUGGUUUUGGUGACCGAGGGGAAGGAGCAACAAACUCUUAAAGACUGCCUCAUCCAUAAAAACAAUGUAGCAUCUCAUGUUUUGUCUUCGCGGGAACUGGCCAAGGGGUUAAUUGAGACUUGUCCGAGAUUGGUGCCGGCAAAUAUUUCUCCUAAGUGCGAGAAGAUGUUUAUUACUGUCAGGAAACCUGUGUUGAAGAGAAACAGUUCUCUGAAGGAUAUGUUUCGAGCUGUUUCAAGUAGUUCGUCUGAGCCAUCUUUUACACCCGAUCUGGAAAUUGUUGAUAUUCAAGAAAGAAUCCCUCCUUCAACAAUGCUGUUCAACAAAGAAAACCCUCUAGCCAAGGAUUCCCCCUUCUCUACAAUCUUCAGCAAGAGAAUUGAAAAACAAAGGAGUUUUCAAGAAAUCUAUAAAGUUCAGCAUUCUAAAAGUUCAGAAAUUCUCGUUGGGUUAUUGCAGCUGGCUGAUUCUAAACGGUUCAACAUUCCAAUGUCUCAAAUGGGUAUGGUUUCUCAGGUAAACAGUAUUUUGAAGCAAACCGACAUAAGGACCAUGUUCUUCAAAUCCCAGAGCGACAAUGACUUUGUUAUACCAAGUUCCCAAGCACCACAGAUAAUGUUACCCACAAUAGAAGAAAAGAGCACGUUUGGUUCUCGAGAACUGUUCACGGAAUUGUCAAACGUCUUAUCUAUAGAAAUGACCAACAUCACAAAACCAUGCAAACUUUGUCCCAAGCAAAUUGACUGUUCAAAAAGUAAGAUUGUUCCCAGGCCUCCAGUCAGCCUCAACUGGAUUGAGCUUGACGACUGUGUGUUUUCCUCGGUAACCUUGGAAGAUCUCAAAUCCUUCACGAAAUCUUUCGAUAAAACUGAUGAAGAGUUUGAUUUUGAAGAUACUAUAGAUUUCAGUAGAGUUACUACUCCAAAACCGGAGGCUAUAGAAUUGGAAGAUCUAAUCGACCAAAGUAUACUGACGGAUAUUUUUGAAAAGUCUUGCAGUUUCCAAGCACCCAAAACCCUGAAUAACCUGCUCAACAAAUACAGUACGUCCAUUAUCGACGUAGAGCCUGCGACUCAAAGAAAAACUCAGGAAACGGAGAUUAAGGGAAAGCCUGAAGAUGUAGCCAAACAUAAGAAAACGCCUGAUUUGUUCGAAGACACUUUCAGACAAGGUGAUAGCAUUGAAGAACUGCUGAGUUUCUUCAAACUGAAAUCGCUGGACGAAAUUUUCGAUGUUGGAGUUGACCCGGGUAGCAGCCAGGCUACUAUCAUUUACUCUCCGGAUAUUUUUAUGGAAAGCCCAGUUCUGGGGAGUAGGAAUAGCGAUAGAGCAAGCACACCACCUGUUGUGGAAAUAAUAAGCAGUGAUGAGGGUUCUCCUAUUAUCGGUACCUUCCAUGUGAAGAAGAGGAGUAAAAAACCUGCUAGUAAUCUCGAGGUGUCAAAACUGAACGUUGAAAACAUGACAGGUGUAGACUCGCCAUCAAACUUUUCUUUGAACACUACCAAACUAUGUAGUACUCCUAAGAUCAUGCGUCAUAACAUAGAAGUUACAAGAAAACGUCUUGAGUCAUGCCUUACUCCAACAUCACGUGUAGAAAACGGUUACUUCAAAUCUGGGGAUGCCAAAAUACCCGAAAAUUCUUGUACGCCAGGGAGCAGCACUGCGUCAACUUCCAAUCCGACACCCAAAAUAGAAAUCGACGAUUUGUGUGACUUUUCAUUUUUUGGGUUGUCCACAGCCAAAAUCGAUGAAGAAGUAUUCAUCACUCCACAGCAAAAAGAUAAUUCGAAAAGUUCUCCUAGUUUCUCAGAAGUUAUCAAGCUGUCGGAUAGUUAUGGCUUGUCAGACUUUUGUGAAAUGUCUGUAAUAGAAAAUUUGCCCAGCAAUCCCAGAAACAACGCAUUACUUACACGAACAAAUCCUGAACCUGUUCAAAAUACACAAAAACCUUGUUCGCCCUCGCAAGUAUCCAUUACCCAAAUGAUUUCGCUUGUGAAUAGAGAAGACGCAGUCUCGCGGACGAAAAAGUCAUCCGAGAGUUCGUGUUCAGUUAAUAAAGGUGAUGUUUCGAAAUACAAGAAAUCCACUUCUCAGAAAGAAAACAAUCAUGUCAGUAAUAUUCUAGACGACUCCGAAGUUUUCAAUUUCAGCUUCAACAGUAAAAAACCCGCGCCCAAAAAAACCCGAAAACUAAGUAGCGUCACUAGGAAGGCACCUCCCAAAAGCAGCGACAUCUCCAGCCUAGAAAUAGAAGCAGAGAAGUCUAUCGAAAGCUUGGCUUCGAAUCAGAGUCAGAGUGAUGACGAGUUUGAGAAGCCCUCCAGUCCUGUGUGGGUUAGGCCCAAGCCCUUAAAAGCACCCAGAGCUAAUUAUAAUAAGAGAACAGGUACAGUUUCUUCUCGUAAUGAUAGGGUUAAGGAGGUAGUUCAGAAGCGCAAAUGCGAAUUUAUUGACAAUGAAGCAGAGUUGUCGUUUUGUGAGGAGACGAACGUUUCUGGAGAUGAAGAAGAGGAAAUGGGUGAUUGCUACGAUGCUAGUUUUGUGGCAGAUGAAACGUACCAUGUUGAUACCCAGAUGCACGCAAAGUACCUGCAGUCUGUAAGGAGUCCGGUUUUACCAAACAGGUUUAGACUCCCUAAAAAUCGUCACAUCAACGUGUAUUCUCAAGAAGUUCGCGAGGAAGAGGACACAUAUUUAGAUGAUUCCUUUGUUGUUAAUGAAGAGACCAUAGCGAGUCAAAAGGAGUUGUCCCAAUUGGAAAUACUAGAAAAAGAACUAGAAAUGCAGAGGAAGCGAAGAAAAAAUGGGAAAGAUAUUGCAAAUCCUAAGAAACGCAGAAGAAUAAUUGUUAAUAGUGAUAGUGAAUAAAUCAAAAAAAUUUAUUGCUGUUAAUAUCACCAUAUUUUUGAAAUGAUUGUUAUGUAUAUUUAUGUAUAUUUGUAAAAGCAGCCUUUAGGCCGCUAUUUUACUUUGUUUAUAUUUGAGAGAGUAUUUUUAUAAGAGUAAAGAAAACAAAAGAAAUAUUUUCAACAA
Leptinotarsa decemlineata (Colorado potato beetle) is the source of this 4667-nucleotide messenger RNA. RefSeq names its product FA complementation group M (gene Fancm). Lineage: Eukaryota; Metazoa; Arthropoda; Insecta; Coleoptera; Chrysomelidae. Gene Ontology annotation, biological process: double-strand break repair via synthesis-dependent strand annealing; interstrand cross-link repair. The record is from RefSeq and is a predicted model, not a curated record. Gene Ontology annotation, molecular function: four-way junction helicase activity; four-way junction DNA binding; ATP binding.